AUGACUAAACACUCUGCUUUUGGUGAUGACUCAGAGGAGGAGGCCAUCGAGAUCGAGGAAACCCCAAAACGUCAUGAGGAAGUGAGGAUUCUGGAGAAGAAGAGGCCUCGAUCCGACAAGCAAGCAAGCUCAUCCAAUAGUCACGAUCGUCAGAGGACAACCCAAAUGAUGCAUCCUCUCACUUUUAAGAAACAGAGGGCAGAGUCCGAACCGACUCCGGGGUCAAACCUGCCACCACGUGGCGGCAGACAUUUGGCCGACCGACUGCUCAGGGAGAUGUAUGAAGACAAGGGAAGGGUUACUAGCACUUCCGAGUCCAUUCAGUCUAGACAAGCUUGGAUAAGCUUCAACCCUCCGACGGUGGAUUGUCCCGACAUCCAACCCUUGAAGCAGCCCCAGAUCGAGGAAUGCAUGGAGCAAGCAUCGUCUCAAGAGGAGAGAGCUAUUGAUCGUGCCCUUAAGUUGAAGCAGGUGGAGAAUUCCCUUCAAAAGCAUUCAUACCUUCACUUGAAGACGUUUGCAGAUGGUCUCAAUGCGGUGAUGGGUCCUGCUCUAGAGAUAGGGAUGAGGAAUAUGUCAAAGGACAUAAAGGAGUCCAUGAAGAAGGAAGAAGACCUCUGUCCUCUUUUGGAUAAGUAUGCAGAUGAGGCGAACAAGGGUCAAACAUCAUCGAUCCGGUUGAGGUUUAUGGCCCGAGAGCUCUUCAGGGACAUAGAUUGGGAGGAUGUCCCCAUUAUUCAAGAUAUAUCUAAGGGGUGUCCUUCUAUUACUUCUCCAGAGGACAUCCUUAACAUCAAGCAGGGCCCCUCGAAGAUUUUCUCGAUUCUGAAGGGUGCCCGAACUCCUCGUAGGAUGCCUCAGGGACCUGAUGAUGAAGAAGAAGAGAAGGGAGAAGAAGAGGCCGAAGGAGGUAAAGAGAGUUUGAACCCGGGGCCGGGGAAAGUGAGAGCCCUGAGAGUGACGAAUCGUCUUUGGAUUCUGACGCUACCAGUAGUGACCCAAGGUGAAUCCCAAGGGGACUUAGGGGCUGAUAACCUAUGUACUCUUCUAGUUUUUAAGGUUUUUGUAAUUUUUAGGCCCCUCGGGGAAGGCGGGGAGUCCCCGAGGACCAUCAAGAAGCCCUCCUUUCAAACGAAAGAGGACCCCUCGGCCGCAAUGGGAUUUUUAGCAAAUAUUCCUCACGUGAGCUUGAGUCUACCAGACCCUCCCUAUGACUCUGCUAUGUAUCCCCAUCACACCGCCAUCGGGAAAGUCUUAUUCAACCCCUCCCUGAACCUUAAAGAGGGACGGUUUCCCGAACUCGAGGAGAAGCUUAAGAACGCUCUUGCUUCCAUGCGAGAGUCCGAACAAGCAUCGGCUUUUGGGGCAGCAAAGAAAUUACAAGCAGAGAACGAGAGGCUCCGUCAUCUUCAUAAAGAACUAGAGGCCUACUGGGAGGAUCAUUUCAAGAACGUAGUUCAAGUGGAGUUUCGUGCGUCGGAUCGCCUUUGGAAACUCGAAGCUACGAUUAGGAAGAAAAAGAGGAACGAGGGGGUUAUAAAUCCUGACCCUGAGGACUUCAUCCCGCGGAAUUACUACUAG
Oldenlandia corymbosa var. corymbosa is the source of this 1581-nucleotide messenger RNA. Lineage: Eukaryota; Viridiplantae; Streptophyta; Magnoliopsida; Gentianales; Rubiaceae. The record is from the annotation of a GenBank genome assembly.